This is a messenger RNA of Phycodurus eques (leafy seadragon), 1321 nucleotides long. RefSeq names its product transmembrane protein 208 (gene tmem208). The transcript has 7 exons. NCBI's taxonomy places the organism in Eukaryota, Metazoa, Chordata, Actinopteri, Syngnathiformes, Syngnathidae. Gene Ontology annotation, biological process: vacuolar protein processing. Gene Ontology annotation, cellular component: intracellular membrane-bounded organelle. The record is from RefSeq and is a predicted model, not a curated record. The coding region runs from base 473 to 994 and encodes 173 amino acids.
GUUGGGUCUUAGACGAAUCGAACGCUGACGUGUUACAAGAAUUUUACCCGUCGCAAUUUUGUCCGAUGCGGUAACGUAAACGUAGCGGAGGUGCGUUUGAAGACAAAGUGUUAAUAGGGACACUGCUAAAUAUAUUUUAGAAGUUAUCAUUUAUUUGCUUAGCUUGCAUUAGUAUUAUGGACGAUUUUUUAGAAAGGAAGAUGUCUCACCUUCAAGAAGAUGACUCAGCAUCAACCGAUGGAAGGGCGUCUUGACCAAGGACGUGAUUGGAUGUGGUUGGGGACGUGCCAGGAGCGACGGGAGCGAUUGUUUAGAGCGUGUUGAGAGGCUGUAAACUGAACGCCCUAUACGCCCUCCUCAUGAGAAGGAGAAACCAGCGUCUUCAUUCCUUUUGUGCAUUUUUUAUUGGUGUUGGGUGAGAUAAAUCCAACAGACACGGUGGAAGCGACCGGAAGUAUCUCUCUGAGCGCUAAUGGCGCCUAAAGGCAAAGUUGGUACUAAGGGAAAGAAGCAGAUUCUCGAGGAGAAUGAGGCAACCCUCAAAUUCUAUACAAGAGUCAUUCUGGGAGCUAAUGCCAUAUAUGCUGCUGUAAAUCUUUUGAUCUUCUACAAUUCAUCUAGUUUUGGGACAUGGCUGUUAUUAGUGUUUGCGCUUGCUGUGUAUGGUGGGAGUUACCGCUCCAUGUCCACGAUGGCCAAACCAGUGUUCGCUGACGAUGGAAGUCUCCUUGACGGAGGAAUAGACUUAAACAUGGAGCAGGGAAUGGCAGAGCACCUGAAGGACGUCAUCCUGCUCACAGUGUUCGUCCAAGUGCUAAGCUGCAUCUCUUCAUAUUUUUGGUAUCUCUGGCUGCUGGCGCCGGCUCGUGCUGCUCACCUGCUGUGGGUGAACAUUCUGGGCCUCUGGUUUUCCGCAGAGAGCCCGUCAGCACCGGAGGAAGUGAACGAGAAGAAGCAGAGAAGACAAGAGCGUCGACAGAUGAAGAGAUUUUGAUGCUGCUGAGCAAACAAAGUAGUAGUUUUUUAUUAUUAUAUACACACGAUCAAUUGUAAUCCUAAAUUAUUACAUAGAACAAAUAUUGUUGUUUACUUAAACCCAAAUCUGAUCAUGUCCACUAUUUCCAAGUUUGUUUUCUUCCUGCAUGAAAUCCAGUUUACUUCCUCAAUGACACUUGCCUUGACCUCAUGUAAAGUUGUCUUUGUUAGCACCGCACACUUUCAUUAAGUGCUGCACUUAACAUCCAGCCCAUAUUGACGAAAAUGAACUCAGUCAUAUUACACUGCAGGGAUGUUUUUUAAUUAAAAAUGAGACAAUAUUGAA